This is a messenger RNA of Populus nigra (black poplar), 1696 nucleotides long. Its product is annotated as E3 ubiquitin-protein ligase At1g63170-like. The transcript is spliced from 5 exons. The record is from RefSeq and is a predicted model, not a curated record. NCBI's taxonomy places the organism in Eukaryota, Viridiplantae, Streptophyta, Magnoliopsida, Malpighiales, Salicaceae. The coding region runs from base 269 to 1402 and encodes 377 amino acids.
GGGAUAGACAUAUUCGGAGGUAGAGAGAUCCUUUUCUUUCGAUAUCCAGCGAACAAUAAUCAUUACCCUGACUCACAGCGCGAGCUCUCUCCCUCUCUCCAAAUAUAAAAGAAGUUUUUCAUUCCCUCAAAAAUUUCAAACACCUCAAGGAAGUACAUCCCCUCAAAUUCAAAAACUUGUUAAAAAUUAAGCACACCUUUCUUUCAAAUUCUCAUUUGUCGUACAAAUUAGAGAGAGAGAGAGAGGGGGGGCGAGCGGGGAGAAAAGGAUGCAUUCUGCAACUUCUUCACUAACAUCACCACAAUCCGAUGCCAUAGACUCUUCACCACUCCUAGCCCAUUCAAUUGCGAACCACCUCCUCCGGAGCCGCCGCCUGUUACGCCGUCCACCACAACUCCGUGGCGCUGCCGCCCGUAUCCUCCGUCGGGCGAGCAGCCGCCGCAUGAUGCUCCGAGAACCCUCUGUUCGUGUUCGUGAAAACGCGGCGGAGCAGCUUGAAGAGAGGCAAAGUGACUGGGGUUACUCGAAGCCGGUAGUUGUUAUUGAUGUUUUGUGGAGUUUGGCGAUUGUGAUAAUAGCUGUUGGUGUCCUGGGGUUAAGUUUGGAGGAGAAGCCAAGGGUGCCUUUCAGAGUGUGGAUUGUUGCGUAUAUUUUGCUGUGUUCGUGUCAUGUUGUCUGUGUUGUUGUUGAGUAUAGAAAGAGAAGGAAUUUGGGGUUAAGAGAGAGUGGGAUUUUGAGUUCCGACUCAGGGGAUUCGUUGGAUUUCAGAACUCAACAAAGUGAAAAUGAUGGUGAAAAUACUAGUGUUGCUAAGCGUGUGGAAUCUGCAAUGACGACGUUUUCAAUUAUAUGGUGGAUUAUUGGAUUCUACUGGGUUACUACUGCUGGUCGCCAAAAUGUGGCAAAGGAUUCACCUCAGCUUUACUGGCUUUGUAUUGCAUUUCUUGCUGCUGACACGCUCUUUGUAAUUAUUUGCAUUGCUGUUGCAUGCCUCAUUGGUAUUGCUGUUUGCUGCUUCCUACCUUGUAUAAUCGGCAUCUUAUAUGCUAUGGCAGACCAGGAAGGAGCGACUAAAGAAGAGAUUGAUCGAUUACUAAAAUACAAGUUUCACAGGAUAGGGAAUUGUGAGAAAGUUAAUGAUGAAAGUCAAGAGUCUUUUGGUGGGAUGAUGACUGAAUGUGACACUGACACACCCAUUGAACGUGCCCUUUCCCGUGAAGACACGGAGUGUUGCAUUUGCCUUUCUGCCUAUGAAGAUGGAAGCGAACUACGUGAACUUCCUUGUGGUCACCAUUUCCACUGUAUGUGCAUAGACAAGUGGCUUUGCAUCAAUGCAACCUGCCCUCUCUGCAAGUUCGACAUUCUAAAGGCUGACAGUCAAAGUGGCAGUGAAGAAGCAUAGAGAUCAGCCAUUUGGAGUAGACAUCUUCCCUAGACGAAUCAUGUGGCCCUGUAGUGUGGAGCUGUUUUUGUUUUUUUGGUCACAAGCAGCAUCUGCUCGGUGCUUUUGAUAAGAGCGACCAAGCAAUCUGUGCAUUAUUAUUACUAUUACUAUUAUUAUCCACGAGUUCUGGAGGAUUUUUUUUUUUUUGUGUUUCUGUAAAGAUGCAGUUUUCUCAACUUCUUCCCCUUUUUCUCAGUAUGUAAGUGACAAAAUAACCAUGCUCAAUUAGAUGGUGGUUCCUCUUGUGCUCAA